Durusdinium trenchii is the source of this 1275-nucleotide messenger RNA. NCBI's taxonomy places the organism in Eukaryota, Dinophyceae, Suessiales, Symbiodiniaceae. The record is from the annotation of a GenBank genome assembly.
GAGUUCACUGGAUUACUUGCUUUCACUGAUUUCAAAUCCAAAGAGACCACCUAUCCUUGGAUCCGCUUGGCACUGGCUACAUGUCAGAUGUGUGCCAGAGAUGGCAUUUCCAAGCUGGUGAACCCCAGUGAUUUUUCAAAAUUGAAGCAGAAAGGAAUGGCUGUGCAAGUGGCUGCUGCUGAAAAGCUAUUGAUGGAAGCUUGGCAAUUGUGUCAAAGCAGCCCUUUGACCUUGGACCAAAAGGCCCAGCCUAUGGGUCGAUACUUGACCAGGGUUGCUUUGUUUCUGCUUGGAAAGGGCGCCAAAGGCCCUGAGGCAAAGGUCUACAAACAGCUGGAAGAAAUCACAAACAUUUUCACUGCAGAAAUGAUGAGCAUGGGGAAAUAUGGUAAGAUGGAUGUGACAGAGCCAGCAGUGCCUCUGCACAGCAAGCAUCAGUGCCAUGCUACUGCAGACCCAGCCAAAAUUGCACUGGCCAGCUUGAAGAACCUUGAGGUUGGCAAAUACUAUUUCUUUGCCACAGAACCUUUGAAGGUUUACAAGUUUGAAAGCAUUGAUGCCACUAAAGCUGUGCUCCUUCACAAGCCAUUCUUUGGAGCCCCUGACAAAAAAGAGAUACAACACAAGGACCUCAAGGGGUUGAAGUUGUGGGCCAAGCCAAUGCCUACUUUGCGGCCAGCUGAAGCUUUGAAUGCUUUACAGCCCAGUGUUUGCAUGAUGGCUGAAUUUGGUAGGGCCAAGGCCCAGCAUCUCCUGUACCAGAAAUACCAAGAGCUCUUUGGCUUCAAAAUUGAAAGUUGCCCUAUGGGCACACAGGUUUGCUGUGUUUCCUGCACACCCAGGCUGGGUGACUUUGAUCUGGUGGUUUCAAACACCAACCAGCUCUUUGCCAAUAACAAGUUCUCCAAGAAUGAUUUGGUGCUGAUUCCACUUGGCCAUGUAGUUUUGCAGCCCAAAGAAAAAGUCACCAAAAGCUCUGUGGUGCUCCAGCUAGCUGGUUGGAAAUUUGAUGAUGCCUUGGUGGUGUCACACUCCAAGUGCAAUUUUGAAAAGCAAAGUGGCCAUUGGUGCCCUUUCUUCUGGUGCAAAGAAAUGAAAGAGGAGAAGGACAAGGAUGAUGCUGCCCAGCCAACUGAGAAGGCCACCCUGGUCAGGGCUACUGUCAAAAACCUUGACCUGACCAUCCCCUGCUUGAAGAACAAGGUGGCUUUGCAGAUUGGGACCCCUUUGUGGGUAGAGCUUCAAGAGGAAGCCAAGAAGAGGAAGAAACCAUGA